AAAGAGAAGGGAAGGGGAAGAAGGGGUUCUCCUCCUCCUCCUCCUCCUCCUCCUCGGCUGGAGAGGGAAGGGCAUCGGCGCCAGGGACCGGGGCUGCCCGCCCUCCGGCCAGGGAUGGUGCCUGGGCAGCAGGCAAGCAUGGCCUCCCCUUGGCAUCCCCCCCUUUGCCCGGUGCCAAGGAUGCAGAUUCUGCUGCUCUGGAGCUUGGUUCUGAUUCGGCCUGGUGAAGGAUCCCAGCGUAGCGAGCCCAUGUUCACAGCAGUCACAGACCAUAUCCUUCCCCCGGACUAUGACAGCAACCCAACCCAGCUCAAUUAUGGUGUCGCGGUUACUGAUGUGGACCAGGAUGGAGACUUCGAAAUUGUUGUGGCUGGGUACAAUGGUCCCAAUCUGGUGCUGAAGUAUGACAAAGCACGGGGGCGGCUGGUGAAUCUUGCAGUGAAUGAACAUAGCUCCCCAUAUUACGCACUGCGGGAUCGCCAAGGCAAUGCAAUUGGUGUCACAGCCUGUGACAUUGAUGGAGAUGGACGGGAGGAGAUCUACUUCCUCAAUACCAACAAUGCCUUUUCUGGUAUAGCCACCUAUACAGAUAAAUUGUUCAAGUUUCGCAAUGGGCACUGGGAGGACAUCUUGAGUGAUGAGGUGAAUCGAGGUGUGGCAAGCCGUUUUGCUGGGCGCUCAGUAGCAUGUGUGGAUAGGACGGGCUCUGGCCGCUAUGCCAUCUACAUAGCUAACUAUGCCAAUGGGAGAGUUGGCCCUCAUGCCCUCAUUGAGAUGGAUAUAGCUGCCAGUGAUCCAGAGCGUGGUAUUGUGGCCCUGAAUGAUGUAGCUGCAGAGGCUGGAGUCAACAAAUUCACAGGGGGCCGGGGUGUGGCUGUUGGGCCUAUUCUUAAUGAAGCUGCCUCUGACAUCUUUUGUGACAAUGAGAAUGGAGCCAACUUCCUUUUCCAGAACCAGGGUGAUGGUACCUUCAUAGAUGUAGCACCCAGCACUGGCUUGGAUGAUUCCUACCAGCAUGGUCGUGGUGUUGCAUUGGCUGACUUCAACCGUGAUGGCAAAGUUGACCUAAUCUAUGGCAACUGGAAUGGACCACACCGGCUCUAUCUGCAGAUGAGUGCAGGUGGGCGCGUCCGCUUCCGGGACAUUGCCACGCCCAAACUGUCCAUGCCAUCACCUGUCCGCACCGUCAUCGCUGCUGACUUUGACAAUGACCAGGAGUUGGAGGUCUUCUUCAACAACAUCGCCUAUCGUGGCUCGUCCGCCAACCGCCUCUUCCGGGUCACCCGCCGGGAACAUGCUGACCCAGCCAUUGAGGAAUUGAACCCUGGUGAUGCUGUAGAACCGGAAGGGCGUGGGACAGGAGGGACUGUGGUGGAUUUUGAUGGUGAUGGCAGGCUGGACCUGAUCUUGUCACAUGGCGAGUCCAUGGCACAGCCACUCUCCGUCUUCAAAGUCAAUGAGGGUGCUGACAACAACUGGCUGCGGGUGAUCCCACGCACACGCUUUGGGGCAUUUGCUCGUGGUGCUAAAGUAGUGCUCUUCACACGGCAGAGUGGUGCCCAUCUCCGCAUCAUUGAUGGAGGAUCUGGGUAUUUGUGUGAGAUGGAGCCUGUUGCCCAUUUUGGCCUAGGACAGGAUGAGCCCAGCAGCUUGGAGGUGGUCUGGCCAGAUGGCAAGUUUUUCACUCGCACUGUAGCAAGCACCGAGAUGAAUUCUGUGCUGGAAAUCCCCUAUCCUCAGGACACUCCAGAGUCUCCCCCUGUAAUACCUCCUCUUGAGUGUGGCCAAGGAUUCUCUCAGCACGAGAACGGGAGGUGUGUUGAUAUGGAUGAGUGUGCAGAAUUUCCCUUUGUCUGUCCAAGGGGCAGGCCCGUCUGUGUCAACACAUAUGGCGGAUACCGUUGCCGCAGCAACAAGCGCUGCAACCGGGGCUUUGAGCCCAAUGAAGAUGGCACAGCUUGUGUUGACAUAGAUGAAUGUGCCUCAGGUUUGCACAACUGCAGUCAAAUCUGUGUGAACACUCAAGGUGGGCAUUCCUGCCAGUGCCACCCUGGAUUCAAGGUGAAUACCCGUGAUGCCAACAAAUGUCUGGAUGUGGAUGAGUGCAGGAAGAAGCCAGCCCCAUGUGAUCAUAUCUGCCACAAUGAACAAGGCUCUUUCCAUUGCCACUGCCAGCAAGGCUUCUUCUUAGGUCCAGAUAGAAAACGCUGUUUGCAAGGCUGAUCAGUGGCCAUAAUCAUGGUCCAUAGUGGGUGCUACCCUCUCUGGAAUGCAUAGCAUAUACUGGCUCAUAUAUGGCCAGCAGACAGUGACCAUUUGCUGCAUGGCACUGGUUAUUGUUUCCACUCCCUAGUUCAAGGCUCUUGUUACAUUUCCUCCUAGCUAGUAUACCAUGGUCUUUCUGGAGAACUGAGGUCCCUUCUCCUUGCUUUAUACCCCAAUUCCAAAAUAAAGCUGACUUGUGUUCAUUCCA
Messenger RNA from Sceloporus undulatus (fence lizard), 2473 nucleotides. RefSeq names its product cartilage acidic protein 1 (gene CRTAC1). Gene Ontology annotation, molecular function: calcium ion binding. NCBI's taxonomy places the organism in Eukaryota, Metazoa, Chordata, Lepidosauria, Squamata, Phrynosomatidae. Bases 115 to 2223 code for a protein of 702 amino acids. The record is from RefSeq and is a predicted model, not a curated record. The transcript has 16 exons. Gene Ontology annotation, biological process: axonal fasciculation.